This is a messenger RNA of Drosophila obscura, 4370 nucleotides long. RefSeq names its product ubiquitin carboxyl-terminal hydrolase 35 (gene DUBAI). Gene Ontology annotation, cellular component: cytosol; nucleus. Gene Ontology annotation, biological process: ubiquitin-dependent protein catabolic process; protein deubiquitination. The transcript has 4 exons. NCBI's taxonomy places the organism in Eukaryota, Metazoa, Arthropoda, Insecta, Diptera, Drosophilidae. The record is from RefSeq and is a predicted model, not a curated record. The coding region runs from base 870 to 3395 and encodes 841 amino acids. Gene Ontology annotation, molecular function: cysteine-type deubiquitinase activity; cysteine-type endopeptidase activity.
GUACACCAAAUGCGCUACGUUUUCUAGAAUAGCGGCAACAAUUAAUUUUAAAAGGACGAUAUACGUGUUUCCGCCCCAAUUCCGUUGCAGCAACCAACAAUUGAUGGAGAAAAAUAAUUAAUUUAUUGUAAUUCUUUUGAGAAGGACAAUCGAUAGUUACCGCAGCCCUGGCGAGCUGUGUCAUGCAGUCUGACCGUCGCGUACAACGCUUUCACUGACUCAGUAGACACAACAUUAAUAAAUCGGAAAAUAUCACAAAGAAUUCGUUGAAAAAUAAUCAAAAUUGUCGUGAAAAUCGGGCGAAGUAUCGCUGUAAGCUAAUGUGCCGUUCAGACAACGAGUGAGAAUCCAGUUCAGAGAAAAAAAAGAUACGGGAACAACGACAGGCAGCAAACAAAAGCAGCGAGGCGAGUGCGAGUGCGUUCAGCCACUUCACUCGGAUGUGGCACAGUCUACAAAAUUUCUUGUGCAUCACGUUCUGUGGCAGCCGCCGUCGGGCAGCAGCAGUGACAGUGGUAAUUUGUGCGACGUUGAUUUUGUAAGCUCCUAAAGCGCAGACGACAUUUUUUGUCCGUCUAAAGAGUUGCUCCAUUGAUUGCAUUUGCGGACUGGGCUAUUGGCACCUCGAUGUGUGCUUGUUGCGGUUGAAAGGUCACUCAGUAACAACGACACGUAACGCCGAGAGGUUCAAGGACACGCGGCGCAGCUUUCGCGCAGAGUGUCGACGGCCUCGAAACAGCCGCAGCGCCCGCGAAAAGCGGAAGCCGAAGCCCCACGCCCGUUGGAGGCUGAGAAGUUGCUUCAGGCAUUCGAAUCGGGUAUCCAUCUGGACAAAGGCACAUACGAGGUUCCAGUUCACAGCCGCGGCCAUGGCUGUCAAGCAGAACAACAGCGAGUCCAACGACGCCACCGAUGGGGUCAACUCUGCCUCCGGCGGUGCCUCAAACGGCGCCAUGCCACCCAAUGGUAAGCAACCAACAGCCAACAACAUAAAGAUCUCCGACGAUGAUGGCGGCGCCGAGAGCAUGGACACGAAUGGCACCAACCCCGACGAAGCUAGUGAUGUUGGCGGCCAAACACUGAACACGCUCACAAAGCGGGACAUACAGGCGGUGCUGAACACUCUGCAGAGUCUCAAUCAGGCGGAUCAGGCGCACAGUGUGCUGACAUUCUACGAGCGGAUGAUCUUUGAGCUGGCUCGCAUGAAGCCGGGCACCACGAGCGAGGAUCUAGUGCGCUUCAAAGAGGAGGCGGUGAAAUUUGGCAAUAUCCUUGCCAGAGCAAGUGAGAAGAACUACCUCAUGUUCUUCCUUCGCGUCGUCUACGAACUGAUCACAAAGUCCGGCGAGGCGGGCCCCUCCUAUGCCGUGGCCGUUGUCUUUCAGUUGUUCAAGCCUCCCCUCAUCAGCGAGGCCGUGCAAUCGCUGCUGGACACGAAUGUCGAGGACGCGAGCAUACGCAAGACGGUGGUCCUGCUUUGCGAAUGGAUCUGUGUGUGCAACUUCUGUCCGAACCUCAAUCUCUGGGUGAUGGCCCUGCUGACAGGCUUGCGCGAUCAGGACAAGCGUGUGCUCCUCGACGACAUUGCAUUGGACUCCAUCGAAAAGCUAUUCAAAGUGCUAAUACUACCCGCCAUGCGGCCAAAGGCAGCUCCGAUAGUGUUUCACAUGCUGUCAACCAUCAAUCAGACACCAGAAAUAUUCCGCAAGAUAUUGCCACGCGUACCCAAGGUGCUGAACUGUCUGAAGCAGCAGCAAUUAAACAACACGGACGAGUUCAACGUGGAGACGCGCCAGUGCAUGCAGCAGUUGGUGGACCUAACCAGUGCCCUGAUGCUGCGAUUCAACGAAAACAGCGAUCUCUAUGCAAACGUCAGGGUGGCCAUGCAAAUGUAUGAGCCGUCGCCAAAUUGCGGAGCUAUGGCCCGGGCCAUGCACGAGAACGCCCUGCCCCCGGGACGGCGCAAUGCCAGGGUGGGACUGGUGAAUCUAGGCAACACCUGCUACAUGAACAGCGUACUCCAGGCCCUGGCCAUGACCAGCGAUUUCAGCCGCCAGAUACUGCUGGUGCAGAGCGAUUCGCUGCUGCUGCUGAAGGUGCAGCAACAGAUUGCCCUAAUGCAUCACUCGAUGCGGUAUGAGCUGACGCCGACGCGAGUUCUGAAUGCGACCAGACCGCCUGGCUUCACUCCGGGCCUGCAGCAGGACAGCUCCGAGUUCCUAGGCUAUCUGCUCGACCUGCUGCACGAGCAAGAGAUCAACAAAGAUGGAGGCCACAGUCAGCAUGGCAAGAACGUCGAUGUCCCUGGCGAGCUGAGCGAUGAGAUUCUGUCCAGCGGGGUCAUACCCUACAACAGCAAUGACCGCGAGAUCGCUGGCAGCAGCAGCAGUAGCAGCAGCACCAGUGCCAGUCACAAGCCCACUUCGACACCCACCAAAGGCACAAAUAGUACACAGCCACAGCAACAACAGCAGCCAAAGAAGCCAACAUCAACCAUUGACAAGACGUUCACCGGCAAACUGUCGACGACGUACAAUUGUUUGGACUGCAGCUGGGAGAGCCACAUCGAGGACAGCUUCCGUGAGCUGCAGCUCUCGUUUCCGGAUGACAAGGACGACUGCAGUGUCAGCAACUAUUCGGUUCAAGACCUGAUCGAGUACUACUGCUCGCCGGAAAAGCUGGACGGUGAAAACCAAUAUUUUUGUCCCCGCUGCAAGAAGCUCUGCGAUGCCGAUCGCCGCAUCGGGGUGACAGAGGCGCCGCGCAAUCUCGUCCUAACCCUCAAGCAGUUCAAGUACGAUCAGAAGUACCAUUUUCGCACCAAGCUAAUGCACAAGGUGUUCCACGAUGAGAGUCUCGUGGUUAAGAUAUGCUCAUCCGAUUCGCUGCAGGAGCAGUCGGCCGUGUACUAUGAGAUGUACGCAGGCGUCGUGCACUCGGGCUAUCACAUGGACUCUGGCCAUUACUUCACAUUUGCUGCUGACCAGUCGAGGAACUGGUAUAAGUUCAACGACAGCUUUGUGACCCAUUCGCAGUCCGAGGAAAUGCACAACCUCACCUCGCCCAACACCCCCUACAUACUCUUCUACAAAAUGUGCGGACGCUCGCAUGAGUCCGGCCUGGCUGGCACCGAAACGGUGUCAGUGCCCCAAGUCCCACCGCUCACCCUCCAGGAGCUGCCGAGCUCACUGCGCGACUAUGUGAAUAAGGAAAACCGGGCGUAUAGCGAGGAGUUGCGCUCACAGCGAUUUCAGGGCAGCAACGGUGCCAACGGCCAUGGAUUUGUGACGCGCAACGGCUAUGAUGGCGACGACGAGGAUGAUCGGGCCCCACCGCCCUCUGGCGGUUGUGGAGGCAACGAUCUGGGCAUGAAUGUGAAUCGCUUUGUCUACUGAGGAGGUGCCAACGGCAGCGCGGCAGCUGGAGUCGGGGAGGUGCAGGCAGGCAACUAGAGCGGAAACAUAUAUAUGUCUAAUUUAUAAUCACGCGCAUGCUAAACUUAAUGUUAUAUAUAUAUAUAUAUAUUCCCAGUACAUAUUUUGAUAUAUACCGAUGUAUAUAUCUUGCCACAGAUUCGCUAUAACAGUUAGGUGUGUGUGUGUGUGUGUGUGUUUGUAUGUGUAUUUAUGUGUAUGUGUGUGCGUGGAAAGCGGUAUAAGCUUUCUUACUCCCCCCUCGGUCGCUCUGGCAGCCUGCGAUCCCAUUGUUGUCCAUGUUCCUUAACCCGCAGAUGCGGACGCCCUCAAACGAACCCUCCAUCCCCGACGACACACACAAAACUACUGAGAAUGUACGAGAAGUAUUUCCAUUUACAAAAUUGUUAUGAUUUUUUUGUUUUUGUUAACACAAACCUAGCUUUAGGACGAGCAUAUACAUAUGCGUACGCGAAGAACCGAACAUAUAAAAAAUACACAGAUAACUAUGAAAUCCAUCUGAAUUAGCCAGAGAUGAAUUAUAACCAAAACCCAAUAUCAAAGUUCCAUCUCUGGCCUGCAAAUCUGUAAACGAAACCAAUCUGUAUGACCAUUUCCUUAGUUUUGAUGUAUCUCGAGUUGGAAUUGAGUGGUUGGAAAUGAUCCGAAUGGAGGGGCUGCGGCUGACUAUCAGCUACAGCCUGAAGGACUUGUAUAAAUAGUUACGCGAGAGUGCAUUCAAAACCUAUCCAAAUUCUAUUACCAUUUGUUCUUUGAAUUUGAAACGAAUUUUUCAUAGAUACAUGCAUACAUACAUAUAUCUCCUUAAGAUCUGGUGAGCAGAGAAAUGCGAUUUUAGUUUCUUUGAAUAUUAUUGCAAUUAAAUUGGGAUAAUUUCAAUGACGAUAACCUAAAUCUCUACUAUACUAUAUGUUAUAAGUGUAUUAAUAAAAAACA